Molecule: messenger RNA, 983 nt
Organism: Salvia miltiorrhiza (redroot sage)
Lineage: Eukaryota; Viridiplantae; Streptophyta; Magnoliopsida; Lamiales; Lamiaceae
Product: zinc finger protein 1-like
Exons: 1
Coding region: 34-882 (282 amino acids)
Biological process (GO): negative regulation of abscisic acid-activated signaling pathway
Source: RefSeq, a predicted model, not a curated record
CAACACAAGAGGGCGGCUCUUAUUUUUCACCGAAUGGAAACCCUCGAGCCAUGCCACUCCGAGGCCUCCAACGUUUCGGUCACGUCGGAGGAAUCUCCGACGACCCAAAACAUUAAUAAGACCAAGAAGAAUGAAGAAGAAGAAGAAUACAACUCAAAACACGAAACUGCCACGUCUCGUGUUCUGCUAGAUCUCAAGCUGGCCAAUCACGACGAGCUGAUGAGCCCUAGCUCGAAGCUCGAGCUCGAACUUCUCAACUCUCCCAACCCCAGCGAAUCCAACAACGAGGCCAACCCCCGGCCCCCGGAGUCCAAAACUUUCACUUGCAGCUUUUGCAGGAGGGAGUUUUCGACUUCGCAAGCCCUCGGAGGCCACCAAAACGCCCACAAACAAGAGAGGGCAUUGGCCAAGCACCGCCACAACAUGGUGGACAUGACGGCCGCCGGUGGCGGCGCUCCCCCGCCGCCGUACGGCCUCCCGGGGUACUCCUACUACCCCUACUCAGCAUUCCCUAUUCAUGGAAGCUUCAGUAGGCCGCUUGGGAUUAGGGCAGAAUCCAUCAUUCAGAAACCCUAUUCCUACCAUCAAACAUGGCCGCCGUUGUCGUUCGCCUGCCGUAUCUCCCGGGAAAAGAUGCCGAGGGCUUUCUUGAUAAGCCCAUCGCCAUCAACGCCGUAUGAUGGAAUGAAGGUGGAAAAUUUUCAGCCGCGGGGAUCUCUGAAUUUAGGGGGAAACCCUAACCCUACCGUUACUGAUAUUAAUGCAUGUCAUGGAGCCACAAACAAGGCCAACGAAGGUGAUGAUAACGGACAUCAACGGCUGAAAUUUGGCGGCGGCGAUCAACGUGAUGCUUCAGGACUUGAUUUGGAGCUUAAGCUAUGAUUUCGUUUUCCUCUUCUUCAUUUUUUAGGUUAGGAUUUUGAUUCAAUUUAUUACAUUGUUAAUUAUCAUGGAUUUCAAGAGUUGAUUGUAUGUUUCUGCAU